AUGAUUGAAAAUCUCUCCGAUGGUGAGGACCUUGGCAUCCAGUUGCCUGCCCAGUGGCUGUGGGACAUCCUGGAUGAGUUCGUGUACCACUACCAGACCUAUAGCACCUACUGCCACAAGACCGCCAAGAUGCAGAAGGAGAAGGAGGUGAAGGAGUUGAGGGACAAUCCCGGAAUCUUUGAGACCACCAAGGUGUUGAAUUACCUGCACCAGUUGGUGCGCUUCUCCUUGAUCGAAGAGUGGUUAGCCGACCCCGAGGGUGGCAACGGUCAAGGCGGAAAGAUUUUUUUCGUUGACGAGUCCACACGACUCAUCGGCUACUUCGCCCUGAUGCAAUUGCUGCGAAUGCACAGUUUGUUGGGCGACUACCGCCUUGCCAUGGAAACCAUCGAGAGCAUCGACUUCAGGGCUGAGGUGCCACUCUUCUAUCGCAUUCCCGCGUGCCACGUGACCGUCUUCUACUACCUGGGCUUCGCGUACAUGAUGAUGCGCAGAUAUGUGGACGCCUCGCGCACCUUCCAAGACAUCUUGGUCUUCCUGUCGAAGAUCAGCGCAGUGAACUCCCUGUCUUAUCAGUAUGAUCAGAUGCUGAAGAAGCAGGACCAGAUGUACGUCCUGCUGCUGAUCUGCAACGCGCUGUGCCCGCAGCCUUUGGAUGAGUCCCUGGAGAAGCCCAUCCGCGAGAAGCACGCAGACAAGCAGAUGUAUCUUCAGCAGGGCGUGGAAGGAUACUUCGAGGACUGGUUCUCGUACGCGUGUCCAAAGUUUGUGGCCGCAUCCAUGCCGGAUUUGGAGAAUUUAGACAACUUCAACGCAAACGAAGCGCAUCAGCGGCAGCUGCACCUCUUCUUGCAGGAGGUGAGACAGCAGCAGGCGCUUCCGACCAUUGGAUCCUAUAUGAAGCUCUACACCUCCUUGCAGACCUCCAAGUGCAACCUGGAAGACAUCCACUGCGGCAUUUGGUCAAACAGCGCGUCACGCAGCGGCGGAGAUUUCUCCGGUGUCCGGGCCAUGGAAGUCUUGGUCGAGGCGGCCAGUGAGGUGCCACAAGGCUGUUUCGUGGCGGUGCGACUUGGAGAAAAUCUCAAGCAGCGUCGCUUCAACAAGUCCACCGCGAAGUACUACUUCCCCCUGCCGCAGGAGAAGGGCAAGGCGCGUAUCGAUGUGUACCAAUUGGUGGGUACCUGCUCAGUUCCCGUGGAUCCAGCUGCGAAUGGGACUGAGGAGGUCAACGCUAUUUCAGGGGACUCCAGUGAUAUCGUCAAGUUGCGGGUAAGCACCUGCAACCGCGACCUGAAGCCCGAGGACGCGGCCAAGCAACGCCGCGAGAUCGAGGCUGAGACGAAGGACGCGGCCACGGGAUAUUUGCAAAAGCACGGCAUCGAAGAGAAGCUCGCGGAAUGUCUUCGCACCAUGCUGAGGAUGAAACCUGAAGACCCGGUGGAGUUUAUGUGCAAGUUCUUGAGGGGUGGAGAACCAGAGGAGCCACCACCAGCGGCGGUACAAGUACCGCCAGUGGCGCCUGCGGCGCCCACGGCGCCAGAGAUCGUGGAGGAAACGAAGCCAGCUGCUCCGCCGGCUCCGGCUGUGGAGGAAAACCGUCCUCAAGUGAAGCCGGAAGCGCCAGCGGAGAAGGCAGUGACUGUGGAAAGCCCCAAACCCGUGGAGUCGCAGUCAGAGGCCCCGGUGCAGCAAGUGCGCAGCAGCCCCGCAGCGCGCGCAGCGCUCAUGAACUCGGUGCGCCAAGGGGAUCUCAUUAGCGCCCUAGAGGAGGAGGACACCAUGAAUGUGCCCUUUGCAUUGAGGCCGUCGGUGGGAACCUGGUUGAUGCCUCUGAGUGUUGAGAAGGAUCCAGGCCAUUCCGAAGCACCACCUUUGACCUAUCGCCGUGGCUCCACCGAGGUGGUUCCGGAGGUGGCAGUUGGAAACUGGCUCUGUGCACAGAAUAGCAGCUUCAACUUGAAGGGCUUAGGCAAGACGCCCACCGAGUGUUGUGAAGUGGAGCGACUUCUGACCAAGGCCUUGAUGGAGAUGGAUGGCGAGCUGCAAGGGGAUUACUUUGCCAUGGGCACAACUCAUCCAUUGAGUCCAGGAGGUUUGGGCAGCACUGAGAAGGCUGCCUUGGAAUCCAAGAAGCUGAUGCUAGGAGCUUUCCGGCCGAUGCUUGGCGUGACUGACUUGUGGUUCCUGGGAGCCUUGUUGGUCGGGGUUGGUGGAGAGGGUGUGCAAUUUGACGACUUCCUCCUUGGUGCUGAAAAAGGAGCAGUUCAACCUCAAGAGUUCCAUGCAGGGCAGGCACCCCUGGCUCUAGAAAAACUGAAGCGUGAAUUCGAAGAGGUCUAUACUGGCAUGGUUAUAGCUUAA
Molecule: messenger RNA, 2364 nt
Organism: Cladocopium goreaui
Lineage: Eukaryota; Dinophyceae; Suessiales; Symbiodiniaceae
Source: the annotation of a GenBank genome assembly